Oryzias latipes (Japanese medaka) is the source of this 1266-nucleotide messenger RNA. RefSeq names its product prohibitin 2b (gene phb2b). Gene Ontology annotation, biological process: mitochondrion organization. Gene Ontology annotation, cellular component: membrane; mitochondrion. Lineage: Eukaryota; Metazoa; Chordata; Actinopteri; Beloniformes; Adrianichthyidae. The record is from RefSeq and is a predicted model, not a curated record.
UAUAACUCAUUGGGAUCCACCUACUUCACUGCAACGUCAUGUCCCAGCAUGCCUUGCGCUAAACUGCGUGCGCAGCGAGCUGACCUUGGGUACCGUUGAACAACAUGUCGAGCAGGGAGCCGAACCGCUUCUUCCAGCACCUGAGAGAUCUGUCAGGCCGGAUGUCGUCUGGCGGUCGGGGGGCGGGGCUUGGACUUAAGCUGCUGCUGGGAGCCGGCGCUUUGGCGUAUGGCGUCUAUGAAGCUACAUACACAGUUGAAGGCGGUCACAGAGCCAUCGUUUUCAACAGGAUUGGAGGGAUGCAGAUGGACACAAUCCUGUCAGAGGGGCUUCAUUUCAGGAUUCCAUGGAUCCAGUACCCCAUCAUCUAUGACAUCAGAGCCAAACCCAGAAAGAUCUCCUCUUUGACAGGCAGCAAAGACCUGCAGAUGGUGAACAUCGCCGUACGCGUCCUGUCCAGACCUCUAGCCUCCAAUCUGCCCAUCAUGUACCAGCAGCUGGGUAAGGACUACGAUGAGAGGGUUCUGCCGUCCAUUGUAAACGAGGUUCUGAAGUCUGUGGUGGCCAAAUUUAACGCAUCGCAGCUGAUCACACAGAGAGCUCAGGUGUCCUUGCUGGUACGCAGGGAGCUGUAUGACAGGGCCAAAGACUUUAACAUCAUCCUGGAUGACGUGUCCAUCACCGAGUUGAGUUUCAGCAGCCAGUAUACUGCUGCUGUGGAGGCCAAGCAAGUUGCUCAGCAAGAGGCCCAGAGAGCCCAGUUCUACGUAGAGAAAGCCAAACAGGACCAAAGACAGAAGAUCAUUCAGGCAGAAGGAGAAGCUGAAGCUGCCAAGAUGCUUGGCCAAGCAGUGACAAAGAACCCAGGUUACCUGAAGCUGAGGAGAAUUAGAGCGGCGCAGAACAUUGCCAAGACGGUGGCGGCGUCCCAAAACAGAAUUUACUUGAAUGCGGACGGUUUGGUCCUGAACCUGCAGGAUCAGUCGUUCUUCAACACUCUGUCCUUGAUGCAGAAGAAGUGAUGGAGAGAAAGAGGAUGGCGGCUCAGCUGGGACCUCCCCCUGACUGAUAGACAGCUGCUUUGGUGGGGGGGUAGAAAGGGAGUAGAGAUACCAGUACCACAUUUACCCCCCGUCUACCUGACUGGAUGAGAAGAUCGUCAUCCUUUGUUGAGGAUUGGUUGUUGCCGUGUCCCAGUUGGAGCAAAAGAUCCCGGUGACAUUUGUUGUUUUUGUGAAUUUAUGAAAUAAACUUAAAUCCAACUGA